Molecule: messenger RNA, 828 nt
Organism: Blepharisma stoltei
Lineage: Eukaryota; Ciliophora; Heterotrichea; Heterotrichida; Blepharismidae
Source: the annotation of a GenBank genome assembly
AUGCCCAAAAAAUUUACAAAGCUGCUCAAUUUUACGUUGGAGACUCUAAUAUGAAAAGAAUUAUUCAACUACAAAUUUUACUUCUCUCCAGAUUCAUUUUAUGAAUCUUCAUCUUUUAGCCCAAAAUUAUUAGCUUCUCCAACCCUGACCGAAGAAUCAAAAUCUCCUUCUCCUCUUAAUACAUUACCUCACAGAUUUCCUAAGCUAAGGCUAAAAGAGUCCAACACCAGCAAUGGCUCAAAGAAAAGAAUUGAAAACUCAAUAGAAAUCAAAGAACCCUGCAAACAAAAUGUGAUACAAGACCAAAAGAUUAAAAAAAUCAGCAAGAUGGUAGAAACUUCUGACGAAGACCAAGAAAAUCAUGAAAAUGAUCCCCCUUUAUCUGAAGUAUCAGAAAAUCUAUCACCUUUGCAAGAAUACGCAAAGUAUUAUAGAGAAAGACUUAAAUCCCUGCCAAAAAAGAGAAAGCGUGAGGCUACACCUCCAUCACCAAAGAUAAUUGGAAAGCAAAGAGAAGUUUUCAAAGCAUUUGGAAACAAAAUAAACGUAUACAAGCAAACAAAAUUUGUUGAAGAAUGCGAAACCUCUAAUUUUGUGCUAGGAGAAAUUAAUUUGCAUACUGGAAAAAAAGAUUUAAAUGAGAGGAAAAAUGACCUAAUUGUAAUUGAAAAGCCUAAAAUACCUCACAAUUUAAUAAAAGUUCAUAAGUUUCAGAUAAAGGCAGAUUUAGAUAGUUUUGAAAGAAUUUUGCAGAGAGCUGAAAAUAGAAAAGCUGACCAAAGUUGCGGAGUCGAAGAGAAUCCUGAGAGUAAUGAUAAUAAUAGUUAA